Messenger RNA from Aureobasidium vineae, 903 nucleotides. The record is from the annotation of a GenBank genome assembly. NCBI's taxonomy places the organism in Eukaryota, Fungi, Ascomycota, Dothideomycetes, Dothideales, Saccotheciaceae.
AUGAGCACAAGCACAAGUUCGCUGCGCAGCAUCCUGCCACAACUCGAGACGGCUCUCAAGUCUUUUCAGUCAUCUGAUUCCAAGUUUCGCAUUGUCCGAAGUAUCAACCCUUCUGCUUCAAGUUCACCGUCUCCAAAGACUCUGUUCAUCCUCGACUCGUCCUUCAAUCCACCGUCUAAGGCCCACUUGGCUCUUGCCAGAUCUGCCCUACAUUCCUCUUCAACCAAGCAGCAUCAGUCUCCAUUCAGAUUGCUGCUUCUCUUCAGCACUCACAAUGCCGACAAGGCUCCAUCCGCGGCCUCUUUUCCUCAACGUCUGGCUCUCAUGACUAUCUUCGCCGAGGAUCUGUUAAAGGAUCUCCAAAGCACGGCGAAUAACCAAGACUAUGUGCUACCAUCAGUCGAUAUUGGCUUGACCACUGCUCCUUACUAUACCGACAAGAGCUUGGCCAUCUCAAAGGAGGGCGCUGAGCAGUAUCCAGACUCUCCGAGCCAUGUACAUCUACUGGGCUUUGACACUAUCACCCGCUUCUUCGCUGCAAAGUACUAUCCCAACUUCAAUCCGCCACUUUCGGCGCUUAACCCUUACUUUGAUGAGGGACAUCGGUUACGUGUGACUCUGCGCCCUUCAGAUGAGUACGGUACGGUCGAAUCGCAACAGGACUUUGUCAAUUUGCUGGCCAGGGGUGACAUGGAAGCUGACGGAGGCAAACGCGAAUGGGCUUCGCAAAUCGAAGUGGUACAUGCUGAAGAAGGAGUCGGUGUAAGUAGCACGAGGGUAAGAAAGGCAGCUAAGCAACAAGACUGGGACGAAGUCCAUCAGUUGUGCACCGAGGGCGUGGGAAAGGCUGUGAAAGAGAAUACAAUCUAUGAAAGUGAUGAUCGGGGAGCGAAGAUGGCUUGA